GGCCGUGUGAUUCCAGAGCUGCGGGGGUGUAGGAGACCGCCUCCUGCGGUCCGGGUUGGGGGCAGCACGGGGAGGGGGACGCGGAGUUACCGGGGAAUCCUCGUUUCCCCGGGCGAGGUGUGUGGGCGGGCUGCCUGUGCCCAGUACCCGGUAUGGGGGGCGGUGCUGGGCAGGGGGCGGUGAUGCUGGAACAUGGCGGCCAGGCGCGCCGCUCUGCCCGGCUCCUCCGCUCUGCCCCCGGCCGGUAGGAGAGGAGCGGACGGCCUGACUGACACCGACUGGUUUGUGUUUUCCCGGCAGGACUGCGAUAAGAUGUCCGGGAGCGGAGUCCUGAGGGAACAGCAGGCGGCUGCAGGGAGCGCGGCAGGAGACGAGUCCUCUGACAGCGAGGGGGAGCACGAGGGGCCCCAGAAACUCAUCCGCAAAGUGUCCACCUCCGGCCAGAUCCGCAGCAAGACAAGUAUCAAAGAAGGAUUAUUACUGAAGCAAACCAGUUCAUUUCAGAGAUGGAAAAAACGCUAUUUUAAGCUGAGGGGCAGAACCCUUUACUAUGCCAAGGAUUCAAAGUCUCUAAUAUUUGACGAGGUUGACCUGUCAGAUGCCAGCGUAGCUGAAUCAAGCACAAAAAAUGUCAACAACAGCUUCACGAUAAUCACUCCUUUUCGAAGACUCAUACUGUGUGCUGAGAACAGGAAGGAGAUGGAGGAUUGGAUCAGCUCGCUGAAGUCCGUGCAAUCCAGGGAGCAUUAUGAGACGGCACAGUUUAAUGUGGAACAUUUCUCAGGGAUGCAUAACUGGUACGCCUGCUCCCACGCGCGACCUACCUUCUGUAACGUGUGCAGAGAGAGCCUGUCUGGGGUCACCUCCCACGGCCUGUCCUGUGAAGUCUGUAAGUUUAAAGCACAUAAAAGGUGUGCUGUUAGAGCAACAAACAACUGCAAGUGGACGACACUCGCCUCCAUCGGUAAAGACAUCAUUGAGGAUGAGGAUGGUAUAGCAAUGCCCCACCAGUGGUUAGAGGGGAACCUGCCAGUAAGUGCCAAGUGUGCGGUUUGUGACAAAACAUGUGGCAGUGUGUUACGCCUGCAGGACUGGCGGUGCCUUUGGUGUAAAGCUAUGGUACACACUGCAUGCAAGGAACUCUACCCUCGAAAGUGUCCCCUUGGUCAGUGCAAAGUUUCUAUCAUACCUCCAACCGCGCUCAACAGCAUAGACUCUGACGGGUUCUGGAAGGCAACCUGCCCUCCCUCCUGUGCCAGUCCGCUCCUAGUCUUUGUCAAUUCAAAAAGUGGAGACAAUCAGGGUGUAAAGUUCCUCCGGCGCUUCAAACAGUUGCUCAAUCCUGCUCAGGUGUUUGACUUGAUGAAUGGAGGUCCUCAUUUAGGUUUACGAUUAUUCCAGAAGUUUGACAAUUUCCGAAUUCUUGUGUGUGGAGGAGAUGGAAGUGUCGGUUGGGUGUUAUCGGAAAUAGAUAAGCUCAGCUUGCAUAAGCAGUGUCAACUUGGAGUGCUUCCCCUAGGUACUGGAAAUGACUUGGCCCGUGUUCUUGGGUGGGGAGGUUCUUGUGAUGAUGAUACACAGCUGCCACAGAUUCUGGAAAAGUUAGAACGGGCCAGCACCAAAAUGCUUGACAGGUGGAGCAUUAUGUCAUACGAGCUUAAGUUGCCUUCAAAGCCUUCUAUUCCAAUAACUUCAGAAGAGGAAUCUGAGGAGUGUCAAUUUCAGAUAUCUGCUUAUGAAGAUUCAGUGGCCACUCAUCUGGCAAAAAUUCUAAAUUCAGAUAAGCAUUCUGUGGUCAUAUCUUCAGCUAAGGUUUUGUGUGAGACUGUAAAGGAUUUUGUUGCAAAGGUUGGGAAGACAUACGAGAAACCAAUGGAAAACACAGAAGAGGCAGAAGCUAUGGCUUUAAAAUGCUCGACGUUAAAUGAAAAAUUGGACCUGCUCCUUCAGACACUCCACGCAGAAGCGCAGGCCACCCCGUUAUUGUCACAUUCUACGCCCCCCAUUGUAGAGGAAGAAGUUGAGGAUGAAUUUUCCAGUGAAGAUUCUUUGUGUGAGAGUAAGGAGCAGUUAGCAGAAAACAUAGCCAAGUCUUCCACCCCCAAACUCUUUAAACCCCGAGAACAACUCAUGCUGCGAGCCAACAGCUUAAAAAAAGCAGUGCGGCAGAUUAUAGAGCAAGCCGAGAAAGUUGUAGAUGAACAGAAUGCCCAUACUGAAGAACAAGCAAAUCAGUCUCCUGAGGAUUAUAGGAAGGAGUUAGAAGAGUCUAAAGAGGAGGAAAAGGAUGAGGAUACCAAGGAGUCGUCAGAACUUCUAACUGUAAAAUCGGCUCCGCGGUCACCAGACAGACGCACAAGCCGCAGUGCUUCUUCCCAUACUAGUCCUACUGCAGUGACCAGCAAGGAAAACCUCCCUGUGCUGAACACUAGGAUCAUAUGCCCAGGGCUGAGGGCAGGGCUGGCAGCCUCCAUUGCCGGGAGCUCCAUCAUCAACAAAAUGUUGCUGGCCAACAUUGACAGCUUUGGUGCUACUCCUUUUAUUGAUCCAGACCCAGAUUCACUAGAAGGCUAUUCAGAAAAGUGUGUGAUGAACAAUUACUUUGGGAUUGGCUUAGAUGCAAAGAUUUCCUUAGAAUUUAACAACAAACGAGAAGAACACCCUGAAAAAUGCAGAAGCCGAACGAAGAACAUGAUGUGGUAUGGAGUGCUUGGUACCAAAGAACUGCUGCAAAGAACUUACAAGAACCUGGAGCAAAAGGUUCAGCUUGAGUGUGAUGGGCAGUAUAUCCCCCUUCCUAGCCUCCAGGGAAUUGCAGUUCUAAAUAUUCCCAGCUAUGCUGGUGGCAUCAAUUUUUGGGGAGGAACAAAAGAGGAUGAUAUAUUUGGUGCUCCAUCGUUUGAUGAUAAAAUUCUGGAGGUGGUUGCAGUUUUCGGCAGCAUGCAGAUGGCGGUUUCUAGAGUCCUCAAGCUCCAGCAUCACCGAAUAGCACAGUGUCGGUCGGUGAAGAUCACUAUACUUGGAGAGGAAGGCGUCCCGGUACAAGUAGAUGGAGAAGCUUGGAUUCAGCCUCCAGGGGUUAUAAAAAUCAUACACAAAAAUAGAGCUCAGAUGUUAACCAGGGACCGGGCAUUUGAAAACACGCUCAAGUCAUGGGAGGACAAACAGAAGUACGAUACCUGUAAACUUGCCCUUCGCUCUCCCCCGUAUUUACCCCAAGCUGUAGACUCGGCUUCGGAAGAAGAGGUCAGCCUCGUCCAUCUCUGCUCACAGGCAGCAGAGGAGCUCAUCACACGGAUAUGUGAAGCUGCAAAAAUACAUAGUUUGUUGGAACAAGAGCUAGCCCAUGCAGUGAAUGCCUGCUCACACGCACUAAAUAAAGCUAAUCCACGGUUUCCAGAGAAUCUCACUAGAAACACUGCCGUUGAAGUGGCAGUCAAUGUGAAGGCACUGCACAAUGAAACAGAGUCCCUCCUGGUGGGAAGAGUCCCUCUGCAGCUGGAAUCCCACCAUGAAGAGCUUUUGUCAAAUGCACUACAUAAUGUGGAGAUUGAGUUAACAAAAUUGGCAGAGAUUCCCUGGUUAUACUAUGUGCUACAGCCUGAUGAGGAGGAGGAUCCUCCCCUGGAAUAUGCCAAAAGAAACAGUAGAAGUACAGUAUUUCGUAUAGUGCCAAAGUUUAAAAAAGAGAAGGCCCAAAAGCAUAAGACCAGCCCUCAGCCUGUUCAAAAAUGGGGCACAGAUGAAGUUGCAGCUUGGCUGGAUCUGCUCAGUUUGGGAGAGUACAAAGAACCCUUCGUCCGUCAUGACAUCCGAGGCUCAGAGCUAUUACUCCUGGAAAGGCGGGAUCUUAAGGAUCUGGGGAUAAUGAAAGUGGGUCAUAUGAAGCGAAUUCUGCAGGGAAUUAAGGAACUCGGCAAGAAUGGUUCCUUAUCUGAGGUGUGAAGGCCCUGGUGAAACCUUUGCAAAGUGCCAGCUUUGUCAGAUGUUUAAAGUUACUUGGGGGCACUGUGCUGUCCUAGUUUACUGUAUGAAAAAGAAAGUGCUGGUAUACAGCUGGAAGAUGCAAGCUGGGUUUAAGAAUUUUCAGUUUUGUGCCAAAAAGGUAGUUAUGCACAAAAGGCCAUUUAGAGAAGUUUGGAUCUGCACACUCUGAAACUUUUUGGCGUGUACAUGUAAUGUUCCAAAAAGAUACCGCAGAGGUUACGAUGGCCUGGUAAUGAGAGGUCUCUCUCUGCAGUCUAACGUAAAAAAACUGUUGGAAACAAGUGAUUUUGCUAUGUCGAGCAAGGCCCGUUCUUCCUCAGACACGUGAGGCCCAAAUACAGGUGAAAUCAUGGCUCGUUUCAGGUUGGCCUUGGUUUACUUUGCCUCAGGGUCUGCUUGUUCACUGAACCAAGGAGCGUGAUUGGAUAAAA
Molecule: messenger RNA, 4418 nt
Organism: Spea bombifrons (plains spadefoot toad)
Lineage: Eukaryota; Metazoa; Chordata; Amphibia; Anura; Pelobatidae
Gene: DGKH
Product: diacylglycerol kinase eta
Exons: 30
Coding region: 193-3945 (1250 amino acids)
Biological process (GO): lipid phosphorylation; intracellular signal transduction; diacylglycerol metabolic process
Molecular function (GO): ATP-dependent diacylglycerol kinase activity; protein binding
Source: RefSeq, a predicted model, not a curated record